UCCUGUUACUUCUGUUAUUAUCGAUCAGUGGUUCGAUGUACGCGACUUUUUUUCAAAUGCAGCUGCAUCGCAGUCUAAUGAUUUUAAAAGACGUAUAGACCGGGAAUUCUCAGAUUGGACGAGGUAAAAAUGUUAAAAAAUGCUUUAAAAGUCACUGAAAAUCUUAAGCCUAUUGAUCAGGUCAAUUUUGGCGAGACAUUCACUCAAUUAUGUGAGAAAAUCGAUAUUCCACAUCAAUGUUUGAAAAAUGUAAAAAUUAAUUGUGGAAACUACUUGUUAACAUUGUCCCGUCAGCUUCUUGAAAGAUUGCCUGACAAUCUUGGUGCAAUAGAAAAGUUAAGAUAUUUGACUCCACAACUAACUUUGUCGAAAGUAGGUCGAUCAACUUUCCAUCAACUGCCACUGGAUUUAGAUCCUAAUGCUGACCGAGAACUUUUAGAGGCUCAAUGGCAAGCUUUAGGUGUUUUGCCACUUUGCGAAAUAUGCUUACACCCGGAAGAAAAUUAAAAUAUAAAUACUAUUGAUAUUUAUCAUUUUUGAUCCUGCGUUUUGGAUUGCUUAAAUUCCGUUGGCGAAAAGCCCUUUAAGGAACUUUCACUAUUUG
Messenger RNA from Leptopilina heterotoma, 604 nucleotides. RefSeq lists its product as uncharacterized. NCBI's taxonomy places the organism in Eukaryota, Metazoa, Arthropoda, Insecta, Hymenoptera, Figitidae. The transcript is spliced from 3 exons. Bases 130 to 507 code for a protein of 125 amino acids. The record is from RefSeq and is a predicted model, not a curated record.